Messenger RNA from Nicotiana tabacum (common tobacco), 1504 nucleotides. RefSeq names its product protein ZW2. Gene Ontology annotation, molecular function: sequence-specific DNA binding. The record is from RefSeq and is a predicted model, not a curated record. Lineage: Eukaryota; Viridiplantae; Streptophyta; Magnoliopsida; Solanales; Solanaceae. Gene Ontology annotation, biological process: DNA-templated transcription.
AAAUUUUAUUUUCACAUGCAAACAAACAGGUAUGCUCACUUACUGAUAUACUAUAUAUACUUGGUUCUGAAAAUUUAAUGUUCCUAUAGUUUAAAAGACACAGUAUUUUCUGAAAAGAUGUGUCUAAUCUUUGUAAUAAGUAUGACAUAUUUUUCACGAAAUAGGCUUCAUCCUUUUUGAGUCUUUAUAUUUCACUAAAAAUCUUAAAACUCUUACAGAGGCAGUUGUAAGAUUUUGAAUACACAAUACAAGAUUUCUAAGUAUAGUUCGUCGUAUCUUGAGAAUCAUAGGACAUUAAUUACUAUGCUAUUUGCACUUUGGAAAUCUACUCUGAAGUCAGCGUCUUCCAUAGGGUGCCCCUCAAAACGCAUAUAGACCAUGGACCAACAUUUGAUGAGCAAUAAUAGCAGAAACGGGGUUCAAAAUCGCGAGACAUUUCACAAGUUUUUCGAGUCAUGGCUUGUUGAACAGAACCAAGAUUUGGAACAGCUUGUGCGCGCCUCAAAAGAAGUCAAUGGCGUAGAAGAAAACAAUCGUAGAAUGUUGUCGCCGUUGAUUCAACGUGUCAUACACCACUAUGAGAAUUAUUACAAAGAAAAAUCAAGAAGUGCUAAAGAAGAUGUUUUAGGUAUGUUAAAUCCAACUUGGAGAAGUAAUCUUGAAGAUGCUUUUUUAUGGAUUGGAGGGUGGAGACCAAGUAUGGCUUUUCAUUUAUUGUAUUCGAAAUCGGGUUUACAACUUGAAGCUGGUUUUCAUGAUUUAUUUAGAGGAAUUAGUAGAGGGGAUUUAGGAGAUCUUUCUGGUAUUCAACUUGGGAAAAUUGAUGAGUUACAAAAUAAGACAUUAAGGGAAGAGAAAAAAUUGACUGAAAGAUUAGCUAAAGUUCAAGAAACAGUGGCAGAUACAUCAAUGGUUGAAUUAUCACAUAUAGUGAGUGAAUUAAUGAGGGAAGAGGGAAGACAAGUAGAGGAGACUGAGGAGGAAAAAGUGAAGACAAAUAUUGCUAAAAAGGAGGAAGGUUUAUUGGAGGCUUUAAAAAAAGCUGAUGAUUUAAGGCUGAGGACUCUAAAGGAGAUUUUGGGAAUUUUGAAACCAAUUCAAGCUGUUCAUUUCUUGAUUGCUGCUGCUGAACUUCAUUUGAGGAUUCAUGAUUGGGGAAUGAAGAAAGAUACUGUUGCUGUUAAUUCCCGCAACCAUGGUCAUGGCGUCCUCAAUAACAGAGACAGAGUCAGAAUUUAAGGUUUACGGGUUCUGAACUUACCGCUGCACCCGCCAUAUCCUUUUUAUUCAUUUCUGUUUAUGUGGAUUUUCUUCAGUUCUAUUAGUGUUGCAGAAACAUGAUAAGCUAAGAUUUUGAUGUAGAAUGAAGAACUUUAGUCUUUAGGUCCUUUUAAUUUCAUUUAUGUUAUUGUUGUUUUUGCAUAAAGUAGGGUAGGAAGUCUCCGUCAAACCAUGUACUCUAUUUGUUUCGUUAUAUAUGAUAUUAUGUUUUAUUGGGUAUUUA